Messenger RNA from Naumovozyma castellii, 1884 nucleotides. RefSeq names its product deubiquitination module subunit SGF73 (gene SGF73). The record is from RefSeq and is a predicted model, not a curated record. NCBI's taxonomy places the organism in Eukaryota, Fungi, Ascomycota, Saccharomycetes, Saccharomycetales, Saccharomycetaceae. Bases 1 to 1884 code for a protein of 627 amino acids. The transcript has a single exon.
AUGGACGUUGACUCAAGGGAAAUUAAAGGUAUUAAGCCUGAUACAAUGGAAAAGUUUCCAGAUUCCGAUAAUGCUGGUUGGAGACAUCUUUUAUCCACGGCCAAAAAUAAUUUGGCUCAAUCACAAAGCAUAAAUCCUGAAAGUAAAGCCAAGUAUUUUCGUAGAGAUGCUCAUAUCAUCGAAGCUCCAUUGGAAUCAUUAUCGGAAUUUAGAGUAUGUAAGAAAUGCGGGAAGCCGAUUAAAUUGACUGCAUUAGUGGAUCAUUUGGAAAAUAAUUGUUCAAUUUUAGAUUCGAAGACCGCGACUACUUCCUCUGAAGCUACCACUUUAAGAGACGAAACUCCGGAAGUUAAAUCUGAAUCGACAAACCAGCAAUUACCUGGACCAGGGAAAACUAUAGACCACUUGAAUUACACGGGGAAGAGACCACCACCUUCAUCAGAUACCACUCGUGAUAACAAUGAUGAUAAUGACGAUGAUGAAGAAGAUGAUGACGACGAUGAUGACGAUGACGACGAUGAUGACGACGAUGACGACGACGAUGACAGUCAAAGUCAAGGACCAGAUUCAAAGAAAUUUAAAAGCUCAACUGGGACCUCAUCCUCCAAGACAAAGAAGGUCAAGAAACAACGGAAGAUCAAACAAAGAAAUCCAACAGACAAACAUUUAAUUGAUUUUGAUAAACAAUGUGGUGUUCAAUUACCAGAAGGUGGCUACUGUGCCAGAUCUUUGACUUGUAAGUCACAUUCAAUGGGUGCAAAAAGAGCUGUUGAAGGAAGAACUCAAACUUUUGAUUUCCUACUAGCGGAGUAUCAUAAGGAACAUCAAACCAAGAUUGGUGCUGCUGCCGAGAAGCGUGCCAAACAACAAGAAUUACAGAAAUUACAAAAGCAAAUACAAAAGGAACAGAAGGAGCAAAAAAGAUUAUUACAGCAACAGAAGAGGCAAAAGAAAUUGGCCAACAGUAAACAGAGAGAGACCAGCUCUGCAAGAGGGAGGGGUGGAGACAAUAGAAAUUCUUCUAGAGCUAAUGAUAAGAACCUUACUGAUCCAACUUCAAAUUUGACGCCAGAAGAAGAGACAACACAAGUAUUGAACGGUGUUUCCAGAUCUUUCCCUCUCCCAUUGGAAUCUACUGUCGUCUCAUCAACUAGAGGUAGAACCAAGUAUUUCAGAAUGAGAGAAAUGUUUGCUUCGUCUUUUUCUAUCAAGCCCGGUUAUACAACACCAGGAUAUGGAUCAAUACAUUCUAGAGUUGGUUGCUUGGAUCUGGAUAGAACCACCGAAUACAAAUUCCGUAUACGUACCCCUCAACCUAUAAAUCAAAUAGCUGCUCACAAUUUAUCACCUCAACAAUUACAAAAAUUACAACAACAACGAAUUCUACAAGCUCAAAUGCUGGCUCAAAAGAAGCAACAGCAACAACAAUUUCAGCAGCAGCUACAACAACAGCAGUUACAACAGCAGCAGCAUCAACAGCAAUCACAAGGUCAACCACAGAUACGGGCUCAAGCCACUGUCUCAUCUGAUAAUGGAUAUAACCAGAACGUCAACCCAACUAAUACAAUGAAUAACACUGGAAAUAUGGCAACUGGCGACAAAGGUUUGACACCACAGGAGAUUCAACUUCAACAGCAGAAACUACGACAACAACAAAUACAACAACAGAAAUUUGAAGAUGCCGCCUUCCAUUUGGCAAACGCAACAAAACUUAUGGAAAGUUCAUCUAAUAUAAAUGGUUCUACUUCACCUGGUACUCCGGUAAAUAUUGGUAAUUCACCACCAAUGAACUCAAAUCAACAGCAGGUGGGUAACAUGGUUGGUGGUCGUGUCAACGUUGGAAUAGGAAAUUCUGUAAAUGGAUAUGGAGGUCGGGUCAAUUAA